CCGUCGUCCGCGCCUCCUCGCGUCGACGCCGACACCCUCGUACUCGGCAUCGAGACGUCGUGCGACGACACCGGCGCCGCGGUCGUCACCGGCGACGGCCGCGUCCUCGGCGAGGCGCUCGCGUCGCAGGUGGAGAUCCACGAGCGGUGGGGCGGCGUCGUCCCGAACCUCGCGCGGGACGCGCACGAGCGCGCGAUCGACGCGGUCGUCGCGGAGGCGCUGCGUCGCGCGGGAAUCGACGAUCCGUCGCGCCUCUCCGCGGUGGCCGUGACCGUGGGGCCCGGGCUCACGAUGUGCCUUCGCGUCGGCGUCGUCGCCGCGCAGGAGCUGAGCGCGAAGCACGCGCUUCCGAUCGUGCCGGUGCAUCACAUGGAAGCGCACGCGCUCGUCGCGCGGCUCGCGGCGGGGACGACGCGAUGCCGGUUUCCGUUCCUCGCGCUGCUCGUCAGCGGCGGGCACAAUCAGGCGCGUUCUAUAUUGUCCACACUGCUGAUCCUCGCGCGCGGGAUCGGGAACUACGUCAUCCUCGGCAGCACGCUCGACGACGCGCUCGGGGAGGCGUACGAUAAGACCGCGCGACUGUUGGGGUUAAACGUCGGCGGCGGCGGCGGCCCCGCGCUCGAGGCGCUCGCGCGCGAGGGCGACGACGCGUCGUACAAGUUUCCCGUGCCGCUGCGGCGACGGAAGGAUUGCGACUUUUCGUACGCGGGUCUGAAGACCGCGGUGCGGUUGGCGAUCGAGAGGGACCUCGGGGUCGGCGGCGAGGAGGACGCCGCGACGCGGCGAACGCGCGCGAACAUCGCGGCGUCCUUCCAGCGCGUCGCCGUGACACACCUCACCGAGCGCACGUCGCGCGCGGUCGAGUGGGCGAACGACCUCCUGGACGACGGCGAGACGCUGAGCUGCGUCGUCGUCGCCGGCGGCGUCGCGUCCAACGCCGUCGUCCGCGAGCGCCUCUCCGAGGUGGCCUCGCGGUGCGCCCUUCCGCUCGUGACGCCGCCGCCGAGGUGGUGCGUGGACAACGGCGUGAUGGUCGCGUGGGCCGGGGUGGAGAGGCUCGCGUUGGGGUUGUCGGAGGCGCCGUGCACGGAGGCGCAGGUGGCGGCUUCGCCGAGCAGCGCGAAUCGAAGAGACGUGCCGACGUUUCCGCGGUGGCCUCUCGGGGAGCGCGACGAUCGCGCGACGGGGCACGUGAAGAGCGCGAAGACCGCGCGCAUCGCGGCGCCGUUGACG
Messenger RNA from Micromonas pusilla CCMP1545, 1233 nucleotides. RefSeq lists its product as uncharacterized. The transcript has 3 exons. NCBI's taxonomy places the organism in Eukaryota, Viridiplantae, Chlorophyta, Mamiellophyceae, Mamiellales, Mamiellaceae. The annotation marks the transcript as partial. Gene Ontology annotation, biological process: tRNA threonylcarbamoyladenosine modification. Gene Ontology annotation, cellular component: mitochondrion. The record is from RefSeq and is a predicted model, not a curated record.